AUGGCAUUGUAUACAAACGAAAAAGACUCGAUUCGAUCGUCAUCAUCAUCAUCGUCGUCGUCGUUGUCAUCGGUGCUAAUUGAAGAUCAGUAUUAUCGAAGAAAUUCGUUGUUAUUUUCAUGUUGCGGUUGCCAUCGAACACGACAAAUAGUAAAAGUUGAAGAUAAACCGAAAAGGAACAGUCUACAAAAUGGAUUCUUCAAACGGAUUCAAAUUUUCAAAGGUUUACUACAUACGGAUGAAUACAUUUCGAGUAUCUAUUUGUUUUUCACUUUAGCACAAAAGCGGCAAAGUUCAGUUCGUAAACAACAAAUCGGAACACCAGUUUCCAACCAUCAAUUUGCUACUGAAAUAGAAAAAAUCUCCAAAGAGAAUGUGGAAAUUGAGCCGAUUCAAACUGGUCAACCGAGUUUUGAUUCCUAUUCAUUCGCGGAUAUUGAAAUUGGCUCAUCCAUUAAUGGUGAUAAGUAUCAUCGAGCGUUAAGUGCUACACCCAAAAGUAUUCCAUCACAUAAACGCUCUUCUAUAGCAACGAAUCUAUCAGUAUAUUCAAGUCAAACACUACUCCGAAAGUUACGUGACAAAGCUCAUAUUCUUGAUGAAUACUAUCAUGAUGUAUCAACUAAAAUAUCUCAACGUCCUGUAACGUCACUUUCGUCGUCAUCGUCAUCACUUCGCGAACCAUCUGGCGCAACGCCACGCUUAUUUCUUCACCAUAAUCGUUCGAAUGAUAGUAUAAGAAAAUCAACACGAAGAAACUAUCGACAAUUAUAUAGUACUGUGUCGUCCAACAGCUCAAGAUUUGACUUAUAUAACGAUGAAGAUAAUAUUUUACGAGAAUUAAUACGUUUUAACAAUGAUAUCGAUCUGAUUCUAUCGCGUUUGGAAAUGGAAGGUGAAAAUCUACCUCAAUUACAAACCACGGAUUUGAUUUUAUCGGAUAAAGAUGAUCAAAUUCAACAGUUGAAUGUCAACCCAACUGAGGAUUCGCAUUCAAAUUUCGAUCUUCCGAGCAACACUAAUCCAGAGGAAGAAGACGAACUUGAUCAAACUACUUCAAACGAUAUUCUGACAAUGCGGACGAACACGAACGAAUUGAACAUUCAUUUACUUCUUUCAAAUGAUAUCGACCGGCUACGCGAACUAGGUAAAUACCAAAAUAAUCUUCGAUCUCAGCUAUUCUUCGCUUUUCCAGCACUCACAAACUUGUUGAAGAUGACCGCGCAAAGCUGUACAUCGGACAUUGUACAUAAUUACGAAACGAUAACAUUAGCGAAAUUGAAUAAACUGCCAAAGUCAACAACAUGGAAAGGAAAACGUGUCUUUGGUGUCCCAUUACGUGUAUAUCAACAAACAACAGGUCAUAUCCUACCCAUAGCGAUAGCGGACGCCUUACAGUAUAUACGUGUCCAUGCUGGCAAAUGUGACGGGUUAUUUCGUAAACCGGGUGUCAAGUCGAAAAUCGAACGUUUACGGUCACAAAUUGAAUCGUUGAAUGAAUCAAACAACGAACAUGCAUUCGAUUCAAUCAAAUUUGAUGAAUAUCAACCGUACGUUGUUGCAGAUACGAUUCGACAGUAUUUUCGAGAAUUACCCGAAUGUCUCAUGCCACCAGUGCUAACACGAUUGUUAUGUGAUUUACUCAAACAUCUCUCACAAGAAGAACAAUUAUUAGCAAUACGUUACAUAUUCUUAGUAUUACCAGAUGAAACUCGUGAAAUAUUGGAAACAAUUCUUCGAUUUCUAUUAGAUAUAUCCGUACGAUUAGGAAACAACCAAAUCAAUUGUCGCAGUUUAGCACGUAUUUUUCUUCCAUCUGUCUUUCAAUCGUUCUACGACAUACAUCAUACGUCAUCAAAGCUUCUUUGGUGGAAGUGGAAAAAGGAAAAAACGGAUGGAAUCUCUCAAGAAAACGAUCGUUUGAUCUUAGAAAACUGUCUAAUGACAAUGAUUCUCAAUGUCGAUAUUCUAUGUCGGGUUCCAAGUGCACUUAAUGAUGAACUUAACUUGCCGUCAGCAAGAAAAACAAAACGACUUGAUGAACUUGUUCGUCAUACAUGUAAUGGCGAAUUCCAUAUAAAGAAAUUCGUAUCGAAAGCUAGUGAACAAUUUCUUCAACGUAUAUCGACAACAAAAUUCAAAGCUAUUCCAAUUCACGUCGAUGGUGUCAGUGUAGCAGUACAUAAACCAUCGGCAAUGUUAUCAAAUGCAGAUGAGAAUAAUUUACCAAUAUGGAAAUGUUCAAUAGAUAUUCCAGAUACCAAUGUUAAACAAGUCUAUGAGAGAAUCGAACACCAUCGAUAUCUAUGGGAUAAACAUGUGGCAGAGAGUCGAACAGUAGAGAAAAUUGAUGAAGAUAAGGAAAUAGUGCAAUAUGUACUUAAUUAUCUUGAUCUCAUUCCUGUUCGAUCGUUUUGUGAAUUUCGUUUUUCAAAAAAAAUCACAUCGCGGUCAGCAUCUAAUGCCAAUGCUAUGCUCAUAAGCGCUGUAUCUAUUGAUCAUCUACAAAAUCACUUUCUACCUGGUAGUAUGGGUGUGACUUAUAAUAUGCACUAUUAUAUAACGCCGUCACCUACACAACCCGGCCAUACAACAGUGACACAAAUCGCUUGUGUUGAUUUCAGUGGCCGAUCCACACAAUGGUAUGAGAAUGUCUAUGGGUUUUUAUUAGCACACAAUCUUUUAUCAUUACGAAAUUCGUUUUUGAAUACAAAUACUGUUCAAAUUUGA
Molecule: messenger RNA, 2730 nt
Organism: Adineta ricciae
Lineage: Eukaryota; Metazoa; Rotifera; Eurotatoria; Adinetida; Adinetidae
Source: the annotation of a GenBank genome assembly